UGCAAAUACUUACUAUUCCGGGGUUUGUAUGCGGUGGAUGAAUUCAGAGCUUUACUGAUAUUUAUGAAUUAUCAUGGCUGCUAUCACUUCUGCUUCGGCAACAGAACCUCCUGGACUAGAGACCCAGCGGCGAGAGAUCGAGACCAUUGUACAGAAUCAUGAACUCCGAGCUGGGGAUAGUUGGUAUUUGGUGGAGAGGAGAUGGUUUGAGCAGUGGAAAGAGUAUAUAAAAACUGGGGAUCAGAACUCUUCGUCCUUUCCUGGCCAGAUUGAUAACACAGAACUCUUUGAGGAUUUGGAUUCAUACCACCUAAAGGAGCGCCUGGUGGAGAACGAGGACUUUGUGUUGAUCCCAGCUGAGGCUUGGCGCAACUUGUUGGCCUGGUAUGGCCUGGUGGAUGAUCAACCUGCAUUAGAGCGGAAGGUUGUGGACCUACCCAGCACUGUGAAAGUUGAGGUCUACCCUGUGGAGGUCUUCCUCUGCCUACAUAGCAACAUGGACAAUGUUGUGACAGCGCAGUUCAGCAGAGUAGACACCAUACAGACCAUUGAGAAGAUGAUGAGGAAGCAGUUUGACGUUGGAGAGAGCGCUGAGACACGGCUCUGGAUGAAGAGCUCCGACACCAGCUGUGAGCGCCUGCGAAACAUUUACGUGUCCGUCCUUGACUCCUGCCUCAGCUCUGGGAUGACGGUGAUCAUGGAGAUGAGAAAUGCGGACGGGACCUGGCCAAGCUCCAGGCCUCAGAUAAUGAGGAACUCUGUGGAGGAGCAGGACUCGUACCGGGGGCAACCAGGGGUGUGCGGCCUGACCAACCUGGGGAACACCUGCUUUAUGAACUCUGCCCUGCAGUGUCUUAGUAACACACCACAAUUGACUGAGUACUUCCUCCGCAACGCGUACCUCGAGGAGCUCAACUUCACCAAUCCCCUGGGCAUGAAGGGAGAGAUCGCCGAGGCCUACGCUGAUGUCAUCAAACAGAUGUGGACUGGCAGGCACUACUCUGUGGUUCCACGUGUCUUCAAGACGAAGGUGGGCCACUUUGCCUCGCAGUUCCUGGGCUACCAGCAGCACGACUCCCAGGAGCUUCUAUCCUUCCUGCUGGACGGCCUCCACGAGGACCUUAACCGCGUCAAGAACAAGGAGUACAUCGAGCUGAGGGACGCCGAUGGCCGACCUGACCAGGAAGUAGCAGAGGAAGCGUGGCGUAACCAUAGGCGACGGAACGACUCUGUGAUCGUUGACACUUUCCACGGGCUGUUCAAGUCAACGCUGGUUUGUCCAGAAUGCCACAAAGUCUCGGUGACCUUUGACCCCUUCUGCUACCUGAGUGUCCCCUUGCCAGUCAGCAAGGAGAGGGUGAUGGAGGUGUUCUUCGUCUCGCUUGACCCUGGUGCCAAGCCGGUCCAGCAUCGAGUGGUUGUGCCCAAAGCUGGUAAGGUGAUUGACUUGUGCAUCGCCCUAUCCCAGGUAACAGAUGUGCCAGCCAAUCAGAUGGUUGUGGCAGACGUGUUCAACCACCGCUUCUAUAAGAUUUACCACUCUGACGAGUCUCUGAGCUGCAUUCUGGACAGAGAUGAUAUAUUUGUGUAUGAGCUGAGCAGCGGGGCAGUGGAGGAUGAUGGGGAGGAGGUGGUGCUGGCUGUGUACCUGCGGGAGCGCCCCCACUACCGGGACUACGGCUCAGGCAGCAGCUAUGGCACCUCACUGUUUGGCCACCCGCUCCUGAUGGCCGUGCCCCGCGAGCAGUGCACCCGCGACGCCCUCUACUACCUGUUCCUGCAGCGCCUGGCGCGCUACGUUCACACCCCGGAUCCCUCAGACGAGGUUGAGGAAGAGGAGGCGGAUGAUGAAGGUGGGGAAGAUGAGGAUGAGGAGGAGGAAGAGUUGUACAAGACCCAGACCAAUGGACUGGGCAACGACAAAAGAGAUGAUGACUGUGAAAAGGCAGGACCUUCCAAGCAGGCUGGCGAGGGGGAAGAAUGCACCACUAAGAUGACUCCAUCAGUGGGGCAGGCUGAUGGAGAGAACAAUGGCCAAUCAGAGCCCAGUUCGGAGGAUGCGGCCAGCGACCCGGAGAGGGGCAACAGCUCGGAGGAGGGCCAGUCGGCCGGCAGCAGCAGCGCCGACACAGCCACCCAGUCGGACGUCGCCACCACCGAGGCCUCUGGGAAGGCGGAGGACCAGGACGAGGAGGACGAGGAACAGGGGGAGGAAGAGGAGAGGAGGGAUGGGGAUUCAACAGCUAUAGCUGGUGCAUCGUCAGGGAAACGGCUGACGGGGAGCGGGAGGAAUGGGCAAGGUAGGAAGAGGCGGAGACCGCUUUUCACCAUCCAGGCGGUCAACUCCAACGGCACCACGGAGAGAGGGAUGGGCGAGGGGGGCAGCGCCUUCUCCUUCAGCUCUCAGCCUUACGUGGCCAUCGACUGGGACCCUGACAUGAAGAAGAAGUACUAUGACGAUAACGAGGCUGAGAAAUAUGUGAAACACGCCAGCAUGGAGGUCCCCCAUCAGCAAACUACUGUGCAGUUGCAGGAGUGUAUCGAACUCUUCACUACUGUGGAGACCCUAGAGGAGGAGAAUCCCUGGUACUGCCCCGUGUGUAAGAAGCACCAGCUGGCCACCAAGAAGCUGGACCUGUGGUCUCUACCAGAGGUUCUCAUCAUCCACCUCAAGCGCUUUUCCUACACCAAGUACUCCCGCGAGAAGCUGGACACUAUAGUGGAGUUUCCCCUACGAGAACUGGACUUCUCCGGCUACCUCUUGCGAAAGCCUGGGGCCAAUGGGGAACCUCCCAGUCGCUAUGACCUCAUGGCCGUGUCAAACCAUUACGGAGGCCUGAGGGAUGGACACUAUACCAGUUAUGCCCGGAACAAAGACAAUGGGCAGUGGUAUUACUUUGAUGACAGCAAGGUGACCUAUGCAAGGGAGGAUCAAAUAGUGACCAAUGCUGCCUACGUUCUGUUCUACCAGCGCCAAGACAAGAUCCGCAAACCCACCCUGCCCGCCCCUGCAGAUGGUUGCGCUGCCUCUGUGAAACCCGCCAACGACUUCACUUCCUCUAACCACGAUGGCCUGGCUGCUGCUACUUCCUGCGUCAACAUGGAAACUGACUGAAGCUGUCCCUCUCUUGUUUUUUUUUUUUUUUGUUUUGUUUUGUUUGAUUAUUUUGUUUUUCUUACCAUCCUCUUUUGGGUGUGUCCGUUUUUUAUUUUUUUUUUUCUUCGUUUCUUUGUUUCAUUGUUCUUUUUU
Messenger RNA from Alosa alosa (allis shad), 3250 nucleotides. RefSeq names its product ubiquitin specific peptidase 11 (gene usp11). Bases 74 to 3115 code for a protein of 1013 amino acids. Gene Ontology annotation, biological process: protein deubiquitination. Gene Ontology annotation, molecular function: cysteine-type deubiquitinase activity. Lineage: Eukaryota; Metazoa; Chordata; Actinopteri; Clupeiformes; Clupeidae. The transcript is spliced from 21 exons. The record is from RefSeq and is a predicted model, not a curated record.